Messenger RNA from Oryza brachyantha (malo sina), 1474 nucleotides. RefSeq lists its product as uncharacterized. NCBI's taxonomy places the organism in Eukaryota, Viridiplantae, Streptophyta, Magnoliopsida, Poales, Poaceae. Bases 456 to 1061 code for a protein of 201 amino acids. The transcript has 3 exons. The record is from RefSeq and is a predicted model, not a curated record.
GUUUUCAGCUGGCAUCACCAGUUUUUUUGCAGUGCAGAGACCAGCUGCAUGCACCACCUUGCAAGAGGGUCGCUGGCUUCCACAGGAUUAGCUUUCAAGCAAGCUAUCCAGCAACCAUAAAUAUCCGUCCAUGGAUCCAUUCCAUCUCUUGCCCAAGCUGCCACUCAAAAGUGAGAGCAAUUAUCUGAACUUUCAUCUCUCUCUCUCCCUCUGUCUUGUUUUUACACAGCUCCCCAAGUCAAGAACUCAAGAUCCGCCACUUCUGCUGCUUUGCUUUAUAUUCACCCCAUUUAGUCCACUCUAGCACCACAUAGUAUAUUCUCUCCUCCCUUAAACUAAUCAUCUCUCUUUAUCUCUCUCUCCAAAUUGUCAAUCUCAUUUCUGAACUCAUGUUCAGGUUUGACCUUACAAAGUAGUAGUCAUCCAGGAGUUGGAGUUUCAGGUUCAGGGGAGGCAUGAGGCUGAUUGGAAGAAGAAAGAGCUCCAAGGCUAAGAAGGGCUCCUCAGCUCCAGCUCCAUUGCAAUCCAAAGAGAAGGUUGCUGCAAAUGCAGAGGGUGUUGUGGUUGCUGCUGGUUCCAACAGCAGGCAGGUUGCACCUGAUGAUAGCUUACCCCUGGGAGCAGCUGCAGCUGGCUAUGCCAGCAGCAGAGAUGAGGUUUUCUAUGAAGCCUGCCCUUGGUUAGAAUCAGACUGUGAGGAUGAAUUCUUCAGUAUCAAUGGAGCAUCAGCAGACGGCACCCCUGCAAGAUCGUUCAGAGCGAACUCCGGCAGCCACACCGCACCACCGCCCGAACCUCGCAAGCUGCCGACGCUGGGCGCCAUCCUGAUGGCCGAGCCGCUGACACCGCCGCCGCCGACGAGGCUCGCCGACCUCCUCCGGGAGAGGCAGGAGUCGUUCGCCCACGACGGCGCCGGCGUCGGCGUCAUCUCCAGGAACGGCUCCUACACCACCUCGUCCUGCGGCGGCGCCGGCGGGAGCAGCUACUACUACUGCUGCAUGCCGAGCUUGCCGCGCGCCGCCGUGGGCGUCCGCUACGCGGGGAGGAGGAAGCGCCGGUGAAAACCCAUGGGUCCCCUUUUAAAAACUGAACUGAUGAAGCAGUGCCGGUUUUUGUGGCCGUUUUGGGGUGGAUGAGAUGUUGUUCAGAAUGUGCAAACUUCUGGAAUAACUACAGUAUACAGCAGCUUUAAUUAGCCGUCCAAAAUCCAGAAAAAAGAAUGUAUAUAGGGGAGAGUGAGUUAAGAAAACUCUCUGGUUGCAACCACCGUGGUAUGAGAAGAGGUACGAGUGUACUUAGCGGUUUUACGAUUAAUGGAGAAUGUAUCAGGACGUACCGUAUUUUCUUUUCACCUCUCAUUAUUCAUUAUUAUGAGAUGGAUCGAAUUUUUAAGCCUGUUACGGAUUAUAAAAUUUUCCGUCUUAAAUUUUGAGGUAAUAUUGCCACCAAAUCUAUGAGGUGGAUUCAAUCGAAA